GUGCCGAGCACAGUUCAACUCAGAAAGCGGGAGCGAUAGAAAUGCGUAGAGACUUCACACGUUUUACUCUACAAGCAUAUAACUUAUUUUCAAGUUAUCAUCCUCACUGGACACAUUGUUGUUUAGUGACUCUAAUGUUGAGUUACUAUUAUACAGGCUAUUCUGUAAAUUAACAUUUUUUACUCUAAUUAAAUUCACUAACAAACUACGAGCUUGUUGAAUGGCGAUAGUGUCGUAUAAAUACGUAAACGUUAUCAUUAAACCUAUCUGUGAUACAAGAACCAAGUCUUCGCUUUCCUAGUUUUUACCGUAUACUGACAUCUGUCAACAUGAAGAGCACAAGUGUGGCAGUUGAUGUGGAGAGUAAGGCUCUUGUGGAGAGUGAACAUGAAAAAAAUGCCACCAUUGUUGAAGUGAGACGCCCAGGCUUCAACAAUGAAGCAAAACUGGAUAGGGGUAGUGCCCUCAGACAGGUAAUUGCAGCAUUUGUGGCAAACUUGGGUACAAUCAACACAGGUCUAGUGUUCGGAUUCUCUGCAGUUGCAAUUCCUCAACUCGAAGAAGCAGACAGCUUCAUUAAAAUUGAUGAAGAGCAAGCUUCUUGGAUAGCAAGUCUUUCAUCUGUGUCAACUCCAAUUGGCUGUAUUCUGAGUGGCUACCUCAUGGAUCUUAUUGGACGAAAGCGUACACUCAUCAUGACAGAAAUUCCUCUCAUAAUUGGCUGGUUAUUAAUCUCGACUUCCAGUACUGUUGAAAUGAUAUAUGUUGGGAGGCUGUUAGUUGGACUUGGAUCUGGCAUGGUCGGUGCCCCUGCUAGGGUAUAUACAGGAGAAGUGACCCAACCUCACCUGCGUGGAAUGCUGUCCGCUUUGGCAUCUGUUGGGGUAUCGCUUGGGGUAACCAUCGAGUAUGCGCUGGGAGCCAUUGUGACAUGGACAGUGCUUGCUGGUAUCAGUGCUGCAAUACCCAUUUUGGCACUUAUCCUCAUUGUAUUCAUGCCUGAGACCCCAAACUGGCUCUUGAAUCAUGGACGCACAGAAGAAGCAAGGGAGGCACUGAAAAAAUUCAGGGGAGAAACAUGUGAUGUGGACAAAGAAAUGGGCAUUCUUGUAGAUUUUGCUGCUAAGAACAAUGUUGUACAGCUUAAGAGUUUUAAAGAAACUCUGCGAGCCCUUACAAGUCCUGCUGCACUAAAACCUUUUAUAAUCCUUUUCACAUACUUCGGGAUCUAUCAGUUCUCUGGGGUUAAUCCGGUUACCUUCUAUGCAGUUCAAGUCUUUCAGGAAUCUGGAGCUGAGAUGAACAAAUAUUUGGCAACAGUGAUCUUGGGCAUUGUGCGGCUAUUGUCUACCAUUGCUGCUUGUAUCUCCCUCCGCACAUGUGGUAGAAGGCCACUUACUCUAAUAUCAGCUAUUGGCUGUGGACUGACAAUGAUUGGACUUGGUUCCUACAUGUAUGUAAGGGAAGGCUGGGUGGCAGAAGGUGUGCAACCAACAGCAACAUGGAUUCCUGUGGCGUGCAUCUUUAUUUUCACAGUUGCCUCUACACUUGGCUAUCUGGUUGUGCCAUGGGUCAUGAUUGGUGAAGUCUAUCCUACACAGGUGCGUGGAAUUAUAGGUGGCCUGACAACCUGCUCAGCCCAUCUGUUUGUGUUCAUGGUAGUGAAGACAUUCCCUCUAAUACAGCAUAUAGCCAGCAACCAUGGAUCUUUCUGGAUCUAUGGUAGCAUCUCACUGUUAGGAACAAUCUUCUUCUAUUUAUGCCUUCCUGAGACCAAGGGACGAACAUUGCAAGAGAUAGAGGACUACUUCUCAGGCCGAACAAAAACUCUUGGUGGCAAAGGAACUAAAACACUUCCUGGAAACAAGCCAAAGAUCUUGGAAGCAGAGAAAGGGUCAAUGCUUCCAUAAUUGCCUGUAAAUACUCCAAGUCCAGCUCUAUGGUGCUAGUACAAUAGACUGACUGUGAAACUAAAUUCAAUUUUGCAGUUAGGGUUGUCAUACUAAAGUGCGAUAACAGUGCUUAAGAACACUCAAAAUAUGAUUUUAAAGCCCUAAAUAUUCAACAGAGAACAAUUCUUCUUCCUGUUGUCACUGUUCAAUAGUAAACAUGAGAGAAAAGGGAUAUUUGAUAUAGUUAAUAUUUAUGAGACAUAAUUUCCUUGCUAUAUCAAUAAGUUACAAAAAUUUUCCUCAGUCCAUAAAUAAUCAGCACAAACUUCUGUGUGGCACAGAGUGUCUAAAAGUAAAGAGAGGUGAGACCACAGUGUGUGCAUUAAAAUGUGUAAGGAUUUUAUUCCCAUUGUAAAUCCUACAAGUUCUCACAUUUUACUUUAACAUAUAUGACAUUUCACAAAAUAUGAAGCAAUAAUUCACAGAACAUUCAGUAUUUAGAGAAGAAUUACAAUAACUUGUGUAUCCAGCUGAUGCACAUGAAAGGAAGUUGAACAGUGAUGAAUUACACCACCUUAAAGGGACUACAGAUUGAAACAAAAUCAGGGUAGUGAAUUGCAAUAAGUAAACUGUUAAUGAAGUCCUGAAAUUGUAAAUGGGUAACUAGAAGAUAUUCAGAUAUAUUUUUUUCGUAGAACGAAUAGUGACAAUGUCCCUUUGUAUGCUGUUAAAAUUGUUUCAUGUUAGGAAUUGAGGAGAUUAAAAUAGUCUGCAGUGAGUGGCAACCCCAAGUACUAGUAACACUUCCUGUUAAGACUGACAAUAUUAAUACAAUACUAAUUCACAUGUAGCUUACAUGAGAUCCACUGAGGAUCUGUAGAAAAAUACAAAGCCUUAACCUAUUUGUGAUAUUUUAUGUAGGUUAAUUUCUAUGCGUUAUGAAACUCUUUGACUGAUAUCAUUAAUAGGUAGCAAUAAAUUGUACAAGAUAUUAAGUUAGGUUAUAUAUUUCAUGUGGACUCAGUGGUAAUGCAAAUGCAAUACCAUAAAAAUAAUUUAGUAGUAUUGAAAAAUGUUGUAUGUUACUUAAGUUUGUGAAAGAUGUGAAGCCAUGUUUAAGAUAUUCGUAUGUGAUAAUAUAUCCUGUACUUUACAUAUUUUUUAUAUAGGAUGAAAAGUAUUUCUCUAUUGUUGGACCUACUGAAAUUACAGUAUUAAUGGCUGCUGUA
Messenger RNA from Cryptotermes secundus, 3121 nucleotides. RefSeq names its product facilitated trehalose transporter Tret1-2 homolog. The transcript has 9 exons. The record is from RefSeq and is a predicted model, not a curated record. Gene Ontology annotation, biological process: transmembrane transport; carbohydrate transport. The coding region runs from base 330 to 1910 and encodes 526 amino acids. Gene Ontology annotation, cellular component: membrane. Gene Ontology annotation, molecular function: sugar transmembrane transporter activity. Lineage: Eukaryota; Metazoa; Arthropoda; Insecta; Blattodea; Kalotermitidae.